Molecule: messenger RNA, 1456 nt
Organism: Sitophilus oryzae (rice weevil)
Lineage: Eukaryota; Metazoa; Arthropoda; Insecta; Coleoptera; Curculionidae
Exons: 4
Coding region: 230-748 (172 amino acids)
Source: RefSeq, a predicted model, not a curated record
UUCAGUAACGUCGCCAGCUGCUUUCGCGCCGCACGAGCGCCGCCAGAGCAGAGAGGUACAGGACCGCGCGCGCGCGUAAUUUGAGAGUGGUGUGUUGUGGAUGAUAUCUGAGGUUCGAAUUGAAUAUUUUUCGACAGGAAAAAACAAGGGGAGAAACUGUAAAAAAAUAAUUUGGGAUCGGCUGUUUUUAUCUUCUUUGAUUUGAUAAAAAAAACGAAGUUGUAGCAGAAUGGAUAACCAAAGCUUCGUCCCAGAUAACAUCCCCGCAGAUCUCGACAAGAGUUGGCACAUUCCCAGACCCACACUAGCUCGUAGCUCGCAGGGCUCCACUUCCAGUACCAGUAGUACCCAGAGUGGUAGAUCAGGUUCCCUCCUCCUCACAGCGGCGAACCUGGCCCAAAUCCACCAAAACCAGCAGGAGAAGCACGAGAGCGAGUCCAGCGCCAUGUGCACCCGAGACCAAAACAUCCAGUACUACCUGGAGCGGACCAAUCAGGACAACGCCUUCCUGGCGUCCAUACCCAAGACCAGCACCAAGAAGACCGACGAUCAGGACAACGUGUCCAUAGCCAGUUCGAUGCACUUCACCGUGGUGAACAUGAUCACCAGACCGAGAGUGCCGAAGAGGAGCUGUUGUAGGAAGCACCAGCUCACCAUUUUGGUCACUACCAUGUCCACGUUGUUCACCUUGGGCAUACUGGCCGCCAUAUUACUUUUAGAGAUGAGGGCGAGGAACCAAAGGUACUAAAACUAAUCCAAAUAAAAAGAUUUUACGCACUAGGUUUACGCACUUGUAGCCAUUGGUUCAGAAUAUCCCAGGAAGACAGACAUUCAUAAUUUAGGAAUAAACAGGAUUCUCUUAUUAUUUUAGAAUACUUUGCGAAAAUCUGUGAAAUCUUGCAAAUAAGGCCUACCAAUAAUAAUUAAACCCCCUUUGUGCCAUUCAAAUAUCAAAACAAAUGUUUAUAUUUUGAACCUUAUUUGGAAGAAAUGAUGUGCUAUUUAUUCUCUGUAUCGACAGAGAGUAUCAUUGUUACUUAAUAGCUUAGAUUAAAUAAUCUAAAAGAUACAGCAUAUCACAAAACAGUUGUUAUAUCUUGGGAAUGCUUAUAUACGGACUAUAAGUAUAGUUUAUCCAACGAUUCAGGCAAGAUUUUGACAGAUGACAUCCAAAAAAUGACAGAUACAAAUGUCACUGUUAGGAAUCCUGUCGUGGACGGAAUAUAUGCUGUAUCUUUUCUCUAUUUAAUCUAAGCGUAAUAUAGUGUUAUUCUAAACAAUGUACUUAGGUAUUCAUUAUUUUUACUGUGAUAUGUAAAAAGUUUACACUACUUUACUUAGUUUAAUAUUGUACAGUAUUUAUCAGGUAUUUAUAUAUUAGUUCUGUUUAAGUGUUUAAGCUAAUUUAGUUCAGGAAAUAGAUCUUUUGACAGAUUUAUUUCCCAUAAAAUUAUAC